UUGCGAUGGCUACAAUGGAGCCCCUGGCCAUCAUUGGCAUGGCAUGCCAGUUCCCCCAGGAGGGGGACAACAAUGAGAAUUUCUGGAAGAUGCUUAUGACCGGAAAAUCAGCAAUGACUCCAGUCCCCAAAAACAGGUUCAACAUGGAAGGGCAUUUCCAUCCAGACGUUGAACACGGCGGCACUUUUCAUGUGAAAGGUGCCCAUUUCAUGGCUGCUGAUCCAGCUGAGUUCGAUAACCAGUUCUUCUCAAUACCCAAAUCCGAGGUCAUGUCCCUGGAUCCGCAGCAAAGACUGCUGAUGGAGAACGUCUAUCAUGCUUUAGAGAAUGCUGGCAUUCCUAUGGAUAAAGCAGUAGGAUCGAACACAUCAGUCUUCAGCAGCGGUUUCAACCAUGACUACCUUCAACUGCUGAACAGCGACCCGGAGAUUAAGCUCAAAUACAAGCCAAUGGGAACAAGUAACUCCAUUCUUUCCGGCCGUAUCAGCUGGUUCUUUGACUUCAAAGGCCCGAGUCUCACAGUGGACACCGCCUGCUCCAGUAGUAUGGUAGCCUUCCACCUGGGCGCCCAGAGCUUACGGGAUCACGAAUCCGACAUGACCGUCAUUUGCGGUGUAAAUGUUUUCACAUACCCCACAGACUGGUUUGGCAUGGACCACCACGGGUUCUUUGCUGGAGAUGGAAAGUCUUACAGCUUUGACCAUCGUGCUAGUGGAUACUCUCGAGGAGAAGGCGUUGCUACAGUCCUUGUCAAGCGAUUGUCUACCGCUCUUCGAGAUGGUGACACAAUUCGGGCUGUCGUGCGAGCAACCGGCCUCAAUCAGGAUGGACGAACACCUGGUAUCACACUGCCCAGUGCAGCUGCUCAGGAGCAGAUGAUCCGUGAAGUGUACAAGAGGGGAGGAUUGGAUAUAGCACAGACGGCUUAUAUCGAAGCUCAUGCUACCGGGACUGCUGCCGGGGAUCCGAUUGAGGCGCGAGCAAUCGCCAACUCUUUCAACACUGCCAACCGAGGAUCACCAUUGAUUGUAGGAGCUGUCAAGUCGGCGAUUGGACAUACAGAAGGAGCCUCGGGUCUCGCCGGUAUCAUCAAGUCCGUGAUGGUAUUGGAGUCUGCUAUGAUUCCACCCAACACAAACUUUGAGAAGGUGAACCCUAAAAUUCCCAUUGACAAGUGGCGACUCCAGCUGCCCCUCCGGCCAACACCAUGGCCCUCACCUGGCCUUAGACAGGUUUCCAUCAACUCUUUCGGCUUUUCCGGUACCAACGGCCAUGUCGUUCUGCAAGACGCCCGGUACUACCUUGAAGAGCACAAUCUGCUUGGCUUCCACAAAACUGUGCCCUACCCAGCUCAUGCCAAUGGAAGCAUAACGAACGGCACCGGCCAUGUGAACGGCCACAGCGCCAAUGGCCAUGGAACAGCCAAUGGUACGGUCAACGAUCCUACUGGCGAGAAUGGAGAUUCUACCGCAGACCGCACUCCCCUUAUCUUCCCGGUUUCGUCGUUCGACGAGCAGGGGGUGCAAAGGAACGCCAAUUCGCUCGCCACUUACCUGAAUGACCUGCUGCUUUCCGACACCUCGAGCAAGACGAGAAAAUACUUUCAGGACCUUGCGUACACACUUGCAGCAAAGCGAACAGCUUUUCAAUGGCGGUCAUUUUGCCUAGCCAAUAGCGUAGCUGAUCUCGCUAAGACGUUGACAGCAGAUUCCUCCCUUGCGAAGCCAGUAAGGACGAGAGCAACUCCCAACAUUGCCUUUGUCUUUACUGGCCAAGGGGCACAGUGGUAUGCAAUGGGGCGGGAGCUACUGGCUUUCUCCACCUUCAAGGAGAGUAUCGAAAGCGCUUCACAGUAUAUGCAGGAGCUGGGGAGCUCAUGGUCUCUUUACGACGAGCUCCAAAGAGAUCAACAAAGUUCUCAGAUUGACAAGCCAUACUUGGCUCACCCCUCUUGCACCGCCAUCCAAGUUGCUCUUGUCGAUUUACUGUCCUCCUGGAAUCUGCGCCCGACGCGUGUGGUAGGCCACUCGUCUGGUGAAAUCGCAGCUGCCUAUUGCGCAGGCAAGAUUAGCAGGCAAUCGGCGUGGAAGGUGGCCUACUUCCGAGGUCACGUCUCCAGUAAAGUUACAACCAACGGCUCAAUGCUUGCAGUUGGCUUGACGACGUCGGAAUUGCGGGAGUACCUCGAUAAAGUGGACGCCAAGUUGCCAGGCGAACUGACACUGGCGUGCUACAACAGCCCCAAGAACCACACCAUAUCCGGAGACACUGCCAAGAUUGACGAGUUGAAACGGAUCCUUGAUGAGAAAGACAUCUUCGCCCGAAAACUCAAAGUCAAGACGGCAUAUCAUUCAUCACAUAUGAGGGCCGUUGCAUAUGAGUAUUUGAGUCUGCUGGGCGACAUGGAACCCUCAGACGCCGACAUGUCGGUGGAUAUGUACUCCAGCGUCACAGGGGCUCGGGUUGAGGAUGCCAUCACGUCUCAGUAUUGGGUCGACAACCUAGUGUCGCCUGUGAGAUUUACUGACGCUCUUCUCAAGAUGACUUUGGAGAGCCCCAAGAGCUCGCUGCGGGUGAACUCUAGUAACAGUGUGAUUCAAGAGAUUGUCGAAGUUGGCCCUCACUCAGCACUCCGAAGCGCCAUCAAAGAGACUUUGACAAGCCACUUCAGCGAGAACCUGGGCAUUGGAUAUCAUGCAGUGUUGGAUCGUAACACUCCGGGUGUCGAGACUCUUCUGAAGACCGUCGGCAACUUGUUUUCGCGCGGAAGUGUCGUCGACCUCGCUCUUGUGAACCAGGGAGCACUGCGGAGUCCCAGCGACGGACAACCCUCCAUGAUCGCGAACUUGCCACCUUAUGCGUUCAACCAUAGCCAGACCACUUGGUAUGAAAGCCGCUUGAGCCGCAAUUACCGCUUCCGCAAGUACCCGCGCCAUGAUCUGUUUGGAGCUCCGGUACCUGAUUGGAAUCCCGAAGAGCCCGUUUGGCGCAAUUUCAUUCGAAUCUCUGAGCAGCCUUGGCUAAGAGAUCACGUCGUCACUAGCAGUAUUGUGUACCCAGGAGUAGGAUACAUUAUCAUGGCUAUCGAGGCCUCCAGGCAAAUUGCUUCACCAGACUUGAAACUCCUCGGGUUCCACCUCAAGGACAUCUCCAUCAAAAGUGCUCUCAUCGUUCCCGACAACAAAGAAGGCAUUGAAGUCAAGUUCUCCAUGGUCGGCAUGGAUGAGUCCAGUCUUGAAAAGUCCAAAGUCUGGAGAAAAUGGACCGUGACCAGCUACAACACGGUGGCAGACAACUGGGUAGAACACUGCACAGGUUACAUCCAGACCCAGUAUGAUGUCUCUCCUGGCCCCAUCGACGAAGGCCUCGAGGAGGCAUCAGAGGUACUCGCGUCGAAAAAGCUGCUACAGGACAGCGUCCACCGCUGCACCACGCCUACAAGCAUCAAUUAUGACAACCUGGAUACUGUGGGUUUGCAUUUCGGACCUCUGUUCCAGAACCUGUCAGAUGUCGUGGUAAACAAGGGACAAGGUGAAGUGUCAUCACUCAUCACAGUACCGGAUGUUGCCAAGGUCAUGCCCAAGAACUUUCUCCAUCCUCACAUGAUUCAUCCUUCGACUUUGGAUAGCAUGAUGCAUCUCUUUAUUGCUGGUGUACUCGAUAUCACGGACAAAAAGACAUUGGAGUCUCCUAUGGUGCCCACCUUUAUCAAAGAUGUUCGCAUCUCUGCGAACAUUGAGAACACUGCUGGGCACCGAUUUCGAGGAUUCGGAGUCUCGAAGCUGACGGGAUUCCAAAAAUUUCACAGCGACAUUACCAUCUGGGAUGAGAAAACGAACACUGAGAGAAUUGCUGUCAGAGGAUGGUCGGGAAAAUCCCUGGGAUCAGAAGUGUCGUCCAUCGAGGCGAAGAAGCUUUGCCACAUUGUGGAGUGGAUGCCAGACCUCAACCUCGUCAAGCAACCCAAACUCAAGGCGAAGCUUGCUUCCGACCAGGAGAACGAAGAGUAUCGACAGAAUGUCAGACGGCUACAAUUAGCCUCGGUACUUUUUGUCAUGCUUGCCUUAGAAGACCUGAAGGAUUAUCCUGUCGACAAGCUGGAAGGCCACUUCAAGAACUACUAUGCAUGGUGUAUCAAGGUUCGAGAUGAUCUACACAAAGGAUUGCUGCCUCAUCUAGACAUUGACGAAUGGAAACGUUAUAUGGAUAGUGAGUCGCUGAGAGAGGCUCUCUUCAGUCAGAUCGAGGAGUAUAAUGCAGAUGGUCGGCUGCUUGUUCGAACGGGCAAGGCUUUAGCGGCUGUCAUGAGGAAGGAGAUCGACCCUCUGCAGCUGAUGUUCGGUCAAGAUAACAUCCUCGAUGAGCUGUACAGAAACAUGGUGGAGUCUGGAAAUCUGCCUGCCCUCUUGAAGGCUUAUCUGGAAAUUGUCCACCACAACAAUGUCAACCUCAACAUUAUGGAAAUUGGUGCCGGAACGGGAUCACUCUCCGCCCCCGUCUUGGAGGCACUAGGCCCAUCAGCCGCCGACGAAGAAAGACUCUUAAACGACUCAGCUAUCGCCAAAUAUACUUAUACUGAUGUGUCGUCAGCGUUCUUCGAGAAGGCCAAGGACAAGUUCAAGAGAUGGAGAAAUGUGCUCGAAUUCAAGACCUUCAACAUCGAGAAUGAAGCUUUAGAUCAAGGCUUUGAGCAAGGCACAUAUGACUUCAUCUUUGCUGGAAACGUCAUCCAUGCCACUGCGGACCUUGAGAAAGUACUGGCCAACCUUCGGUCACUGUUGAAGCCAGGUGGCAAGCUGGUGAUGCACGAGGGUAUUCGGCAAGCUACAAUACUAAUCUCUGGACUAGAUCUUCUCUGGCUUCCACUGUCAUUUGGCCAGCUCAAGGGUUGGUGGCUGAGUGUUGAGGCAAACCGGAAGUUUUGCCCAUCAAUCUCUGAGCGAGAGUGGGAUGUCAUGCUCCGUCAAGCCGGGUUCACCGGAAUCACAACGGUUCUAACCGAUCGUGAAGUCGCUGAUAUUCGUGGACAGAGUAUCAUGGUUGCUGAAAACAACGAAGUCAUUGGCGCGCAAGACGCUAACAGAAGGGUACACAUCAUCUCCUCGGCGGCAACACAGAGCCUGGCAACUGCUCUGCACUCCAGAAUCACGAACGAUUUCGGAUACAAGAACUGCUCGAUUGUUGGACUUUCUGAUUUGUCAGACAGGGAGCUGAUCUAUGACACUUGCAUCUCUCUCAUUGAUUUGGAGCGACCUCUUCUGGCCGACUUCACGGAACAACAAUACAACGAUCUUAAUCAUCUCAUCGCGACUAGCGACGGAGUGCUCUGGCUCUCGGGAGACUUCCAGAAAGACCCAGCACAGUACAUGAUCACUGGUGUCAUUAGAACCGUUCGAUGGGAGCGGGAUCUAGAUGCUCCCAACCUGAUCACUAUGUCGGUCGCAGAGCCCCGACCCGAUGAUGACAUUUUCAUCGAAUCCAUCCUAUCCGUGUUCAAGCAUCAAUUCGUGAACGACAUUGACGACGGGAGCAAAAACGCCGAAUAUUACCUGAAGGAUUAUGAGUUAUUGACCAACCGUCUGAUCGACGCUCAGAACGUCAACGGCUUUGUCCACUCAAACUUCGCCGAGGCUGACCCCAAGCAAAUACCACUUGGCGAGGCGGGUCGACCAAUUAUGCUUGAUACGUCCUCUCCGGGUUCACUAAGCGCUCUUCACUUCGCCACAGACCCGGUUUGGGCCCGUCCUAUGGGUGAAAACGAAGUGGAAGUGGAAGUCCGAGCUGUCGGCCUCAAUUUCCGAGAUGUGCUGAUUGCCAUGGGUGAACACGUCGCGGCCUGUCUUGGUAACGAAGCGGCAGGUUACGUCUCCCGGAUUGGCUCCAAGGUCACCAACGUCCGGGUCGGUGAUAGAGUCGUUUACAUGAACGGACUUGUUGAUGGCGGAUGUCUCAAGACCUAUGGACGGCAGAGCGCGGAUGCCGUUGUCAAGCUUCCAGAUUCCGUGAGCUUCGAAGAUGCUGCCAGUCUUCCCUGCGUGUAUUCUACAGUCAUCCACGGACUGUACGAUAUUGCGCGCCUGUCCGAGGGAGAGACAGUUCUCAUCCAUGCCGCGGCCGGAGGUGUUGGUCAAGCAGCCAUCCAGCUGGCAAAUCUUGUUGGAGCAGAAAUCUUUGCUACCGUGUCUACUCCUGAGAAGCGAGACCUGCUCAUCAACGAGUACGGCGUGAAAAAGGACCACAUCUUCUCCAGUCGGGAUUUGUCCUUCGUCAAGGGCAUCAAGCGCAUGACAAACGAUCGCGGCAUCGACGUUGUGCUGAACUCGCUCUCAGGAGAUGCGCUGCGUGCUUCAUGGGAUGUUCUCGCUCCGUUUGGCCGAUUCAUUGAGAUCGGUAAGAAGGACGCUCAGGCAAACGGAAGAAUCGACCUCAGCCCUCUUCUGCGCCAAACAGUCAUGGCCAGCGUUGACCUGACGACCAUCAUGCAUUACAAGCCCAAGAAGCUCGGGCAGCUCAUUGCUGAGACUGUUCGACUGUUCGCCGAGGGCAAGGUUAAGCUGGCGAAGCCUACCAGGGUCUUAAACUAUACACAGAUUGAAGAAGCAUUCCGCUCUUUGCAAUCCGGCAAGAGCAUGGGAAAGACUGUGUUCAAGCCGGAACCAACUGACAUCGUCCCGAUUAUGCCUGAAAGAUCUUCCCCAUUGCAGUUUGAUCAGAACGCCUCAUACGUCCUUGCCGGAGGUCUUGGAGGUUUGGGACGAAGUAUCGCACGAUGGAUGGUCUCACGAGGAGCGAAGCAUCUAAUCUUCAUCUCUCGAUCCGGAGCAGCAAGCGAAUCUGCCCAGGAACUAGUCCAGGAGCUGGAAGCUGCUGGUUGCAAGGUCUAUGUUUUUGCUUGCGACGUAAGCGACGAGGCUGCGCUAUCAAAGACUAUCGACGAUUGCAAGGCAAGGCUUCCGGAGAUUAAGGGCUGUGUUCAGGGCUCAAUGGUUCUCAGGGAUUCGAUGUUUGAGAACAUGUCCUACGAGAACUUCCAAGCCGCGUUGAGGCCCAAGUUCCAAGGCUCAUGGAACCUUCACAAGCUUCUGCCGACAAGCAUGGACUUUUUCCUUCUUCUCUCAUCUGCAACGGGUGUUCUGGGCAACCGCAGUCAAGCAAACUAUGCGGCUGGCAACACUUACCAAGACGCAUUGGCAACUCACAGACGCUGCCUGGGCCUUCCAGCAACCAGUAUUGACUUGGGCAGCAUCCUCUCAGUCGGCUACGUCGCUGAGAACAAAACUCGCCUCAAGACCAUCCCCACCAUUUCUUCGGUUCUGGAAUCUAUCCGUGAAGACGAGAUCCACUUGAUCAUCGAGUAUCAUCUCGAUAGGCGAUACCCAGGACCAAGCCAGACUGUUUCCGGACUGCCAAAUGUUGCAAUGUACAAGCAGCGCCGUAUGCCCGUGCCGAGCUACCUCUAUCUUCCCAUGUUCCGUCAUCUCCAGAGCGAAACGAGCACUGCCACUGAAGCUGUCGAGGAUGACCCUCUACUGCUGAUACCGGUCCAAUUGGCGGCAGCAACGAAGAUUGAAGAAGCAGUGGCCGUCGUUUCGAACGGAAUUCGACUCAAGCUUUCUAAGCUCCUAUCAAUGGCCGCUGAUGACAUUGAUCCCGGCAAGUCGAUUAGCUCCAACGGCGUGGACUCCUUGGUCGCUACAGAGUUCAGAACUUGGCUAGGAAAGACAUUGAAGGCUGAUCUGCCCAUGCUGGAUAUCAUGGGAACCAGCAGUAUUCUCACAUUUAGUGAGAAGGUUGUGAGCCUUAGUAAGUUGGUUCAGAUUACGGCUAGUAGCUAG
Trichoderma citrinoviride is the source of this 7835-nucleotide messenger RNA. Its product is annotated as polyketide synthase. The record is from RefSeq and is a predicted model, not a curated record. Gene Ontology annotation, molecular function: fatty acid synthase activity; phosphopantetheine binding; 3-oxoacyl-[acyl-carrier-protein] synthase activity. Lineage: Eukaryota; Fungi; Ascomycota; Sordariomycetes; Hypocreales; Hypocreaceae. The coding region runs from base 6 to 7835 and encodes 2609 amino acids. Gene Ontology annotation, biological process: fatty acid biosynthetic process; secondary metabolite biosynthetic process. The transcript is spliced from 9 exons.